Cyclospora cayetanensis is the source of this 1122-nucleotide messenger RNA. RefSeq names its product phosphoserine aminotransferase. NCBI's taxonomy places the organism in Eukaryota, Apicomplexa, Conoidasida, Eucoccidiorida, Eimeriidae. The record is from RefSeq and is a predicted model, not a curated record. The coding region runs from base 1 to 1122 and encodes 373 amino acids. Gene Ontology annotation, molecular function: pyridoxal phosphate binding; O-phospho-L-serine:2-oxoglutarate transaminase activity. Gene Ontology annotation, cellular component: cytoplasm. The transcript is spliced from 9 exons. Gene Ontology annotation, biological process: L-serine biosynthetic process.
AUGCCAGGAGGCAAAAGACUCAUCAACUUCUCUGCAGGGCCCUGCCAGCUGCCGAUCGAAGUCCUGGAGGAUGUGCAGAAAGAAAUCGCUGAUUACAAUGGCUGGGGGAUUAGCGUUCUCGAGAUGAGUCACCGUGGGUCCCACUUCAAGAAGGUUCUGACAGAGGCGACGGAAACGGCACUGAAAUUCCUUGAAGUUCCUCAGACACACAGUCUUCUCUUCAUGAGCGGAGGCGCCACUGGCCAAUUCGCUGCACAAGCCCUCAACUUUAUAAACGCUGAGCACCCAGUGGCAGACUACGCGGUUACUGGGUACUGGAGCAAGUACGCAAUGGUGGAAGGCUCAAUGUUUGGCAAAACAAGGGCCGUCACAAACGCUGCAGACAUGGGGUUCCUAGAGAUAGACCCCAUAGACUCUUGGGAUCUCAGCAACAAGCCUGCGUACAUUCACUACUGCGAUAAUGAGACGAUUGAAGGGAUGGAGUUUCCUUCUCCGCCACCUCUAAAGCUCCACCGCCCUGAAUGUUUGGUAAUUGCCGACAUGGCGUCGAACCUUGGCACCAAACCCGUCGAGUGGGGGAACAUCGAUCUUGCAUAUGCCGGAGCGCAAAAGAACAUUGGCGUAGCUGGAGUUACAGUAGUAGUGCUGAAUCGGGCGCCUCAAUCUUUCAAUCCGAUAAAGCGUGUUUGUUGCUCUCUGACUCACUCUUGUGACGCUGCUGGUUGUUCGAGGCCGCACGGCGACGCGAUGCCCCUCAGUGCUGAACUACAAGAAAAUACUGGAUGCAAGAGCGAUGCAGUGUACGGACAAUGCGAUCACAGCGAGGGCUUCUUUGUGGCUCCGGUUAAGCCUACUUUUCGCUCGCGGGUGACUGUCAGGUUUGCGAUUGCGGCGAACGAAACGGCAGUGCAACAGGAGAUACAAGAUAGGAGAAAGCAAGACGCAUCCGAGGCUCCACUGGACGGUUCAGGAGCGUACACGCCAGAAUACACGAAGCAGGAUCACCUCGCCAUAGAAGAAGCACGGGCAAAGGACAACCAGCUCACAAAACAAUUCCUCGAGAUCGCUGAAAAGCAUGACAUGAUCUGCCUUGAGUUCCAGGAACAAUACUCGGUUGUGUGA